Molecule: messenger RNA, 3984 nt
Organism: Oncorhynchus tshawytscha (Chinook salmon)
Lineage: Eukaryota; Metazoa; Chordata; Actinopteri; Salmoniformes; Salmonidae
Product: epsin-1
Exons: 11
Coding region: 240-2606 (788 amino acids)
Biological process (GO): endocytosis
Cellular component (GO): plasma membrane; endosome; clathrin vesicle coat
Molecular function (GO): clathrin binding; phospholipid binding
Source: RefSeq, a predicted model, not a curated record
GUGCGGAUUGCAGACGGAAGCGGAAAUUGUAGUUCUUUGCAGAUCCCUGAAAGCAUCCCGAAGGAUCAUUUUUUCCCCCAGAUCUGUGUGUGCUGGGACCCAAUGUUGUCGUGGAGAGAGACGAACAGAAUGAGCAUCCAGUGAGAGCAGAUCGAAAGAGAGACCCACUUCUUUGACAUCACCCCCAGUCAGUUGUAUUUCAAUAGGUCCUUGUGGUUUGAGACACCCCAUCAGGCACCAUGACGUCCUCUAUGCUACGCCGACAAUUGAAGAACCUCGUUCAGAACUUCUCUGAGGCUGAGGUCAAGGUGAGGGAGGCCACCUCCAAUGACCCCUGGGGCCCCUCCAGCUCGCAGAUGGCCGACAUCUCGGACCUCACCUACAAUGUGGUGGCCUGCAACGAGAUCAUGACCAUGCUGUGGAAACGCCUCAAAGACGACAAGAACUGGAGGCACAUCUACAAGUCGUUGACCCUGCUGGAGAACCUGUUGAAGACAGGCUCAGACCGUGUUCUGAAUACGAUGAAGGACAACAUCUACAUUGUGAAAGCGCUAACAGAGUUCCGUUUCCAGGACAAGGAUGGAAAAGAUCAGGGGGUGAACGUGAGGGAGAAGGCCAAGGUAGUACUGGUUCUUAUGGAGGACGACGAGAAACUAAAGGAAGAGCGAGAGUCUGCGCUCAAGACCAGAGACAAGAUCUCAAAGAACGCCACUGCCUCCUCGGACGACCCCAACGACCCCAAGGACCCCAACUACAAGCCAGUGUAUGUCCCAGGAGCCACCGGGCUCCCCUCCCUGGCCAACAUCCCGUCUGUGGCUGAUCUCGCCGCCAGCUUUGAGGCCAAGAAGCAAGAAAAACUGAGACUAGAGGCCCAGAAAAAAGAGGAGGAACGAAGGUCGAAGAUGACCAAGGAAGAGCUUGAGUGGGAGGAUGCCGCCAAAGCAGGAAAAGUUGCUGACGCCUUUUGCGGGGCAGAUGCGCCAUCAGAGGAGGAUGCAUGGGGUGCAGCAGCCAAGACACCCGCUCCUGAUCCUUGGGGGGUUGCGUCCAAAGCUCCAUCCGAGGAUGCAUGGGGCGGAUCAUCCAAAGCUCCAUCCGAGGAUGCAUGGGGUGCACCAUCUAAUGCUACAACAGAAGAAGCAGAUCCUUUUGCGGCACCAGCCAGUGCCCCAACAGAUGGUUCAGAUCCUUUUGCGGCUACAAUAGAUGGUUCUGAUCCAUUUUCUGCACCAUCCAAUGCAUCAUCUAAAGUUGAAGCUGAUCCGUUUGGGGCACCAAAAGAUGAUCCCUUUUCAGCACCAUCCAAUACAUCAAAAGAUGGUUCCGAUCUGUUUGGGGCACCAAAAGAUGAUCCCUUUUCAGCACCAUCCAAUACACCAAAAGGUGGUUCCGAUCUGUUUGGGGCACCAAAAGAUGAUCCCUUUUCAGCACCAUCCAAUACACCAAAAGGUGGAUCUGAUCCGUUUGGGGGACCAAAAGAUGAUCCCUUUUCAGCACCAUCCAAUACACCAAAAGGUGGUUCUGAUCCGUUUGGGGCACCAAAAGAGGAUCCCUUUUCAGGACCAUCUAAUAUGUCUAAAGAUGGAGCCGAUCUGUUUGGGGCACCAACAGAGGAUCCAUUUUCGGCACCAUCCAAUAUGCCAAAAGACAAUUCCGAUCCUUUUGGGGCCCCAUUGAAUAACCCAACGAAAGGUGCUGAUCCUUUUAGGGCACCAUCCAGUCCACCAACCGAGGCUUCAGAUGCGUGGGGUGCUCCAUCCAAUCCACCGUCUGAAAAGAAGGCUGAUCCCUGGGGAGACGAGGGAACCACAGCUGCCUCUCCCCCCGCAGAUCCAUUUGGCGAUGGCUCGAAGGCUGAUGAUGACGCAUGGGGACCACCAGCAUCGACUCCGCCCACCGCCAGUGACCCUUGGGGUGCAACUGCUGCUCCCACAGACACAGCAUCGACAAGUGACCCCUGGGGAGAUGGAGGAGCUUCCACCACUACAGACACUAUGAACUCUGACCCAUGGGGAGCUCCAAGUAAUGGCACAGACAAUGGAGCCGCCGCAGACGAAAACAACAAAUCGCCAGCUUCGUUCCUUGGCGCAGGAGCUUCACUCGUGAACAUGGACUCACUCCUCUCCUCCGAACCCAAACAACCCCCCCUCAACGUCCUUGCCAAGCAACAAAGCGUUUUACAAGGCCCAGGCCCUAUGGGCAGAGUCACGUCCAUUGCUGGCGUGUCUCGUACUACAAUCCCCCCAAACUCCAGCCUUUUUGGUUCCACCGCUAUGUCCUACGGUGUUACCCACCCCAGCUUUCGGUCCCCCAACACCAUGCUGGGGACUCCUUUAUCCCAGCUAUCAUCCCAUUCCCUGGGCAUGCCUCGUCCUGGCCUGGCUAUGCCUGCAAUGGGUCCUCAGAUGGCACCCCCCUGUUUUGGAGCUGUGAUGGUACAACCCAAUUGUCCGGGGGUGAUUCCUCAGGCAGGUCACUCUGCAGUGGCCCACUUGGGAGCUUCCACUCCUCCAAUGGGACGCGGGGUCCCUUUGCAGCCACACAUGGUUUUGGACACCGGGAUGGGAGAGCCUCUUCAACAGAACAACAAUCCUUUCCUUUUUUGAAAAGCUACAACCUGCCCAGCUCACCUUCCUCAACCCCAAUAUCUACAAUGGUUAAUAUAAUGUACAUGUCCAAUUUAGGUGUAUGGAACGAUAUGUAAGAAAUUAAGCAAGGCAAAAUAUAAGUAUUUUGAAAUAAUUUUUCAUGGAAAAACAUUCCAUUUUGGUUGAUUCGAUUUUCAUUUAGGUCCUUUCAAGAGUGGGGAACUUAGCGGGGAUCGUAGGAGUUAGAUCCAUUUAGGUCUUGUGUGAUUUUGCUCUUGUGCUGUCCGUUUUCAGUUACGCUGACCAGGUUAUUAUCAAUGCUCGCGUUCCUUAUGCUUGACUCAAAAGGCUCUGAGAGGGAUGGACGGAGGGUUAAGAAGACCUGAUAGCAAUAUUUGUACAAUCAUUACAAAAGCCUACAGUGGGACACGUACCCAUAAAGAACAGGAUGCUUGUAGAGAUGCUUUCAGGAAGUGUGUGUGUGUGUGUGUGUGAGCGGGCAUGUUUUGUGUGAAGAUGAGGUGAGGUCCUUCAGCAAAAGUAACCAUAACAACAGUCACUUUUUAAAGUCUUAUUUAAAGUUCUAUUGUAUUUUUUAAAUUAAUUUAUUAUCCUAUUUAUUGUAUUUAUUUAUUUAUUAAAUGAUUUGUUUGUUUCUUGAACACUUGGCCUCCAACAGACACUUUCGAAAAACAAACUAGAGCCAUAUUCAAAUUCAUUCAUAUGACAUUACUGACUGCAAACAUCAAAGUUGUCAUUUUCCCCUGGGUUUCUUGAGUUGAACAGUGACUUUGGUUGGAAAAGGUCAUAUCCAAUUGGAUAGAACCCUAAUCAUCCACAUGAUCAUCCAAUAGUGGCUUUAUUUCCCUUUUAUCAUUUUAUACACAUGUAUGUGUCUACUUAUUUUCUUGUGUUCGGGAAUAAACACAUUGUAUACAAAUGAAAGCUGGAUUUGUCAUCCUUUUUUUCUGUCCUGCGAAGCUAUCUGUCAGUUGAAAGUAGUUGUUUUUUUGUCAAAUAUUUGUAUUGAAAGACAACAUUCCAUGCAUACAGUACUGUUAAUGUAUAUCUAUUCAGUGAGUUUUCAUCGUGAGGCCUAUUGGAUGCUUGUCAUUCUGUAUUUUUGCAUUCCUUCUUUGGCCUCAAACGAAACGGUCGAAGGUCAACAAGACGGCGCACAAAACGUGAAGCGAAAUGAAAGUGGGACUGGAAGUCAACAAAUGAAUUGAUCUAAAUCGUAGUGCAAGUGUAUUAGUAUAGCUACGAUAAAUGUUAUCAUAGCUACUAUUAUAAUUACAUUUUGUAUGAUCAAUCUUUAUUUUAUUGUGUAUGUCAAGGCUGUGAUGUAAACUGUGACAGUACACAUUUGAGAAAUAAAAUGAUUCAAUUCCUGAGA